Messenger RNA from Prorocentrum cordatum, 4092 nucleotides. The record is from the annotation of a GenBank genome assembly. NCBI's taxonomy places the organism in Eukaryota, Dinophyceae, Prorocentrales, Prorocentraceae.
AUGACGAACCCUGCCUUGCUUCUUGUGGCGCUUGGGCUAGUCGGUCAUUCGCAUGCCGUGACGAUCAGGCACGCUCUCCGCCGUCUUGAAGAGGGCAGCCACCUUGGUCUUGUCCUUGACCUUGAUUCUGAUAUAGGCCAGGGCUUUACUAUCAUUGAUGACGAUCAGGCAUAUACCCUGGACCUCGACUCGAAUGGCGACAAGGGGAGCAUCGAAGGUCCUCCCAGGAUGGCCUCCCUCGGAGAGCCAGGCGGCGCUUGGGCGCGUGAUCCGACGGACGUCCAGGAGAGGGUCUUUUCGGUGGAGCUCAACCUGAGCAGGGCGCACGACCUCGGUUUGCUAGCGGGCCUCAAGCUUGGCAUCGAUACCGAUGCCAGCCCAAUCUCCGUCCUCGCGGUGAGGAGGCGCGGCCUCGUGGACGAGUGGAACUCGGCCCAUUCUGGGACUGGGAAUGCGAUCUGCGUAGGCGAUAAGAUCACGAGGGCCAACGACUUCCUCUGGCACCUCAACAGCGUGAAGUUCGCGAGGCACGUGAUGUCGCUGUACGACGCUGGGCGCUCCCUCAGGCCUGGCGCGCAGGGCAUCCUGGAGCUGGAGAUCUGGAGGCCCCACCUGGACCCUCAGACGGCCGCCCUCCUCAAGAAGCAGUUCGAGGAGAGGGGCGCGAGCGACGCGGCCCCCCCGGAGGAGGCCGUCAACAGCACCGACGCCCAGGCCGAGGAGGCGCCGGCCGCGGCGGAGGGGGCGGAGGAGGACAACGGCGCGGGCGGCAAGCCCGAGGAGGAGCUGGCCGCGGCGAAGCCGGAGGGCGACGCGGAGGGCGCGGGCGAUACGGCCAGGGAGGAAGAGGAGGAGCAGAAGGAGGCCGUCGAGGAGGCCGAUGAGGCGCCGGUCGCGGCGAAGGAGGAGAAGGCCGAGGACGUCGGCGACAAGACGGAGGAGAAGGAGGAUGAGGAAAAUGACUACACGAAGGAGGAGGACAAUGCACAGAAGGAUGCCGACGUGAAGACCGAGGAUGCCGAGGAGGCGCUGGUCGCGGUGAAGAAGGAGCAGGAAGAGGCCCUUGACGCGGUGAAGGAGGCGCUGGUCGCCGUGAAGGAGAAGAAGGAGGAGGUCGAGGACGACGAGAAGGAUGCCGUCGACAAGGAGGCGAUGGCGCGGGACGUCGCGAAGGAGGUGGUGGUGGAAGAGGCAGAGGGCCAGGGCGCCUCCGGCUCCGCGGAGGAAAUUGGCGCUGCCGGGUUUGGCGAGGAGGGGCCGGCGACGGGGCCGAAGGCGAAGGAAGAACUCCAGGAGUACAGGCGCCAGUUCUUCCCAGACCUCGACACGCACACGGAUUCUCAGGACGACGCGGGGGCGCCGCGCGCCAGCCCCGGCGGGGCGCCCGGGGCGGAGGCGCCGCCGCCGCUGGCCGAGGGGCAGGCGCAGGAGUCCCCGGAGGCGGCCGCGCGGAGGGAGCGGAACCUCAAGAAGAAGGCGGAGCGCGAGGCGACGGAGAAGGCCAAGCGAGAAGCGGCGCUGGCCUUCAAGGGGGCGGACGAGGCGCUCAAGAAGAAGGCGGAGCGCGAGGCGAAGGAGAAGGACAAGCAGGAGGCGGCUUGGGAGAAGGAACACGGUGCGGCGGAGGCGGCCCGCCCGAGGGCGGCGGCGGAGAGCGGGAAGACGCGCAGCUUCGUGGCAGCCCUGGAACUGCCGAAGAACUCGGAUGGCCUCACCAUCGCGAAGGUCUUGGGCUGGAAGCUGGACGUCGCGGACGACAGCGCCCCUAUCACCAUCGGCAAAGUCCGGCGCGAGGGUUCGGUGGCUGCCUGGAAUGCCGCCAACCCAGGGAAAGCGAUCGGCCCCGGCGACCAGAUCAAGACGGUGAACGGGAUCCGCUGGAACCACAACUCGAUGCUGUUCGCCGACCACAUCGCCAAGCAGUUCGCAGCCUCCCAGGCAGUCGCCUCCAGGCGCCUGUACGUGGAGGUGCUACAGGCGUCGGCGGGCGCCGAGGACGUCGGCGCUGAGAAGAGCGAUGUGGCGAGCCCUGCCGGCGCGAAUGCGGACGCCCCUGCCAGCAAGGCUGCGAGUGCGAGCUCGGCCAGCCAGGGAGAUCGGGAGGAGACGGAGGCGGCUCCCCCGGGCUCAGGUGCUCCGCAGAACCAGGCCGAGGCCGCCAGGGCCAGCUUGGACGCAGGCGCCCCGCGCGAGGAUGGGAGCCAGGCGGAGGAGGCCCCCUCGAGCUCGGAGCCGCCUCGGGCUCAGAGCAAGGCGGGAGACGUCGUCGCGGAUGCGGGCGACCCCGAGGCGCGGAACGGCACUAGAGCCGCCGAGCUCAUGUCGGCGAUCGGCCACAUCGCGGCCGCCCAGUCUGCCGAGAAGUUCGAGGUGGCCCUGGACGUGCCCAAGUCAAUGGGGGGACUCAGCAUCGCGAAGAUCUUGGGCUGGCAGCUGGACGUCGCGGGCGACAGCGUUCCGCUCACCGUCCACAAGGUCCGGCGCGCCGGCUCUGUGGCCAUCUGGAACUCCGCCCACCCGGAUCAUGCGAUCCGCCCUGGCGACAAGAUCGUCGAGGUGAACGGGAUCCCCUGGAACCACAACUCGAUGCUGUUCGCCGACCGCAUCGCCAAGCAGUUCGAGGCCUCCCAGAGGCUGGCCUCCAGACGCCUGACCCUGAAGAUGCAGAGGGCCGCCGAGGGCGUCGGCUCGGGGCCGAGUGAGGUGGGCGCCGCUGCCCGCGCGGAGGCGGAUGCUCCCUCUGCCGAGACCGCGCGCUCGAGCUCGGGUGGGCAGGAGGAUCAGCGCGAGGCGGAGGUGGCCAGCUCCACGUCGGACGCGCCCCAGGACCAGGUCCAGCGCAGCGAGGCCGGCACGGACGCGGGCGUCCCGCAGGCGAGCGGGAGCGCGGCAGGGGCGACCCCGGCGAGCCCCAGGGCCCAGGAGGAGGGCAGCGCUGCCGUGGCGCCUCGCACGGACUCGGCGGCCCCGCGAGGGCAAAAGGAGACAGACGCGGUCACUGGGAAGAUGCGCAGCUUCGUGGCAACGCUGGAACUGCCGAAGGCCUCGGGUGGCCUCACCAUCGCGAAGGCCCUGGGCUGGAAGCUGGACGUCGGGGACGACAACGUCCCUGUCACCGUGAGCAAGAUCCGGCGUGAGGGCUCGGUGGCUGCCUGGAAUGCCGCCAACCCAGGCCAAGCGAUCCGCCCUGGCGACCAGAUCAGCGGGGUGAACGGGAUCGACUGGCAUGACAACUCGAGGAUAUUCGCCGACCACAUCGCCAAGCAGUUCGCAGCCUCCCAGGCAAUCGCCUCCAGGCGCUUGUUGGUGAAUGUGCGAAGGGCCGCAAAUGACCACGACGACGACGUCAGCAGAAACCAGAACGACACGAGCUCGGGCCGCGUGGAGGCGGACGUCCCGUCUGCGGAAACCACCGCGGGCAGCCACAGCAUGGAUGCGGAUGCAAAUGCUACUGGGGACACCCACUUGAGCUCGGACAGGCAGAGGGAUCGAACUGAGACGGAGGAGGUGGCCGACUCGACCUCGGAAGCUCCGCAGGAUCAAACUACCGAGGAUCACCCAAUCAAGGCUUCACUGCUUGCAGCAGUAAUAUCAACGGAUAACGCCAGCCGAGCCGUUCAGAGGAAAUCGUUCGUGCAGGUGGACGACUCGAGCCCGAAACACUUCGUGGCAGCUCUGCAUGUCCCGAAGUUCGCCAAGGGCCUCAACAUCGCCAAGGCCCUGGGCUGGAAGCUGGACGUCGGGGACGACAACGUCCCUGUCACCGUGAGCAAGAUCCGGCGUGAGGGCUCGGUGGCUGCCUGGAAUGCCGCCAAUCCAGACCAAGCGAUCCGCCCAGGCGACCAGAUAAUCAAGGUGAACGGGAUCCCCUGGCAGCAGGACUCGGGCACAUUCUCCGAACACAUCGCCAAGCAGUUCGCGGCCUCCCAGGCGGUCUCCUCCACGCACCUGUACCUGGAGGUGCAGAGGGCCCCGAGGAGCGCCGCAGACGCCAGCUCGGGCCAUGUGGCGGGCGUCUCCGCCGCGGGGGCAGCGCGCGGAAACUCUGGCGCGCGAGAGGACGAGAAGGUCAGCAGCGAGCACGUGUUCGCG